This is a messenger RNA of Hyalella azteca, 1042 nucleotides long. Its product is annotated as putative ferric-chelate reductase 1 homolog. Gene Ontology annotation, biological process: regulation of glutamate receptor signaling pathway. The record is from RefSeq and is a predicted model, not a curated record. The transcript is spliced from 7 exons. The coding region runs from base 62 to 691 and encodes 209 amino acids. NCBI's taxonomy places the organism in Eukaryota, Metazoa, Arthropoda, Malacostraca, Amphipoda, Hyalellidae.
CUAUGACUGCAAUAGUCGGCGGCAAGACUACGAAGAAGAUCAAGACAAUAUACAAACAGUAAUGAAGAGUUUCAUCAACUUUACCGGAAUGGCUGCGUUGGCAGUAGUGAUGGUGGCUCUCGCAGCGUCGACAGCUGAGGCUAGCCCAGCAAAGAAAGACCUGCGCGCGUCCUAUGAUGGCUGUGGAGUGACCAAGGGCUGCUUCGGUACUCCGUCUCGCUGCCUUGAAACUCGCGAUUGUCUGGCUGUGAUCACAUACGCGAAAGCCGACACUGGGUACGCCAUGGAGAUCUUCGGCGUCGUCGCUGCCGGCGUAAACGACGUGUACAUCGCAGGCGGUCUCUCCUUCGACACGAAAAUGGAAUACACGAGCGUAACUGCGUGCAGGAACUACAGAGGAGUGCACGUGGAUGUCGUCCAGGCCUUCAAUGACAAGGGGCACGCCAACCACGUUCUUUCUGAUCCGAUGCUCGGACUGUCCAACGUCACCGCCUCGCAUGUUGACGACGAGCUUUACUGCUCAUUUACGCGCGAGGCCAGUCUGGAAAUCGAGGGACUUACAUUCGACCUGGACAACGAUGUCUUCUACCUCGAAGUGGCUAAAGGCGACCUUGCCAUAACCGGAGCCCUGACUCACCACACGAAUAAAGCCGUUUCACCCGACGCCGUCUCGCUUGGAGAUUUCCCAUGAAGACUCAGACUGUAAUACUGCAGAUACCGGCUAGAUACUGACUUCUAAUUUUUCACUAUCAGCCGUUAACAUGGACAUGGGUCAAGCAAAAAUUUUCAUAAAUCUUUAAAAGAUUAUGCAAAAUAAAUUUAAUGCGAAUACUGUUUGAUUUAUUUUUUACAAUAUCCAUGCCCUUCUCCUCAAAGUGUAUAUGGCAAUUCAUUAAGCCGUCUUAGUUCGCUCACUGAAAUUUGAACUGCUUUUUUUUAAAGCCUUCCCACUGACACGUUGUUGCAUUGCACAGAAUUUGCAUCGUUAAUUCUAUUCAAGUUUGCCAGCAAUGCAAUCCGAAUAAAAUUCAACCCAAUGCGA